Ambispora leptoticha is the source of this 681-nucleotide messenger RNA. NCBI's taxonomy places the organism in Eukaryota, Fungi, Glomeromycota, Glomeromycetes, Archaeosporales, Ambisporaceae. The record is from the annotation of a GenBank genome assembly.
AUGCAAACUAUAAAAUGUGUCGUGGUCGGUGAUGGUGCCGUUGGGAAGGUUUUUGAUAAUUAUGCAGUUACAGUCAUGAUUGGUGAUGAACCAUAUACAUUAGGUUUGUUCGACACUGCUGGACAAGAGGAUUACGAUCGUCUUCGUCCGCUUUCGUAUCCUCAAACUGAUGUUUUUCUCGUUUGCUUUUCGGUAACUUCACCCGCAUCAUUCGAGAAUGUCAAAGAGAAAUGGUUCCCCGAGGUACAUCAUCAUUGUCCCGGGGUUCCCUGUUUGAUUGUUGGCACGCAAGUAGAUCUAAGAGACGAUCCGACUGUGGUGGAAAAACUUUCAAGACAAAAGAUGAGACCCGUAACUUCAGAGCAAGGCGAGAGGCUCGCGAAAGAAUUAGGAGCUGUGAAAUACGUGGAAUGUUCAGCGUUGACACAGAAAGGUUUAAAGAAUGUGUUUGAUGAGGCUAUUGUGGCAGCGUUAGAGCCGCCGGGUAUAGAUGAAGUGCGAUUGCAAUGUUUAGUUUCUACCACAGAAUACAACCGCAUGUCGGAAAAUAUUUUGGUGAUGGGGAUGAAAGGUUUUGAACCAUGGCCAUGGUUGUCGUAUACAGUCGAAAGUCCCGUAUCGGUUUAUUGGGUUUCUCGAUGCAUUACACCUGACAUGGGCAUGAUAGUCUAUGUUUGUUAA